AUGGAUAGAUUAAUACCGAAAAAAUUGGAAAUUUCAUACAAUUUUGCAGUUAGAAAACAGAGGGAGUGCAGUUUUGUUAAAAGAAAAAUUCAAAAAUCCACAAAACGGGCUAAGGAUACGGUGCUCUAUUGUCCGCUGAGCAAUCCGCUGGCGCCAUUUUUGAUGAUUCGAAGUUUAGCGGUUUAUUCUGAUGGAAUCAAUGAAGAAAUUGAGGGAUUUAAAAUCGAUAUUCAGACCGCAUCGUCCGAAUCGCCGUUUCCAGUCAUUUUCUCAUGGUAUUUCGUAGAUCAAACAAUUCAAAAUAUUCAAGAACGACGAAAAAAACGACAGAAUGAAAAAAAAAUCGAUUUUUUGCAAAAAGAAGCUGGAAAAUGGAUCGAGCGAAAUGAUCUGCUCACGAAACGAGCUAAAACCGCUGAAGAGCAAAAAUUGUUGGCUCAAGCGCUGAAAAUGCCGCUGAAAUUCACGCGGGAGGAUGUAGAUCAAAAACUAAAGGAGUAUAAGAAAAUGAGAGAGGAGGAAGAGAAACGAGAGCAGGAAGAGGAAAAAAUAAAUGCCAAAUCCAGCGGCCUAAACAAGGAUGGCACCAAAAUGAGCAAUGUUAUAAAGGCGCUCCAUUCGACACUGGUGCCUGACGGAGCACUUUCGCGGAAACGAGCCGCCGCUGAUAAGGCGACAGAAGCGAUAGCGCAGAAAAAGAAGAAAAAUCGAUAA
Messenger RNA from Caenorhabditis briggsae, 714 nucleotides. Lineage: Eukaryota; Metazoa; Nematoda; Chromadorea; Rhabditida; Rhabditidae. The transcript has 5 exons. The record is from RefSeq and is a predicted model, not a curated record. The coding region runs from base 1 to 714 and encodes 237 amino acids.